This is a messenger RNA of Oikopleura dioica, 1128 nucleotides long. NCBI's taxonomy places the organism in Eukaryota, Metazoa, Chordata, Appendicularia, Copelata, Oikopleuridae. The record is from the annotation of a GenBank genome assembly.
AUGAUCAGCGAAAUCUACAAAAUUGAAUGGGAAUAUUCAGACGUCGGAAAUAUCAACAGAGUGAGGCCGUUUUUGAGAGAAAUUUUCGACAAAGAAGAUCUUCUGCCACAAGACAUUAUCAGCGACAGCUUGCUUCAGAGCACGCAGAACAAUGACGAACUUGAGGUCUUUUAUGAUCAAAUAAAAAAGAAGUUAAAUAUUGGAUGGAAUACACUUGUCGACAUUGCCGAUUUCGAAGACAUCCACGUGGAUUUGGCUCUUAUGCUCGCCAUGCAAAAAUACAUCGUUGAAAAUCAAGAAUUUCCCAGGGUGGAAGACGACUGCUUCAUUUCGUCCGUUCUCAAGCUGGGCAAUAACUGCAACGGAGUGAAAGAGAACCCAGGGUUCAAACAGAGCCUCGUUGGAAAAACGAAAAUUCAAUUUCCAUUCGACGAUCUGAAAAUUAUGCAAAACGAUUUCGAACUGGACUUUCACUUUGAACACGUUUCUUACCCAGACGAAUUUCUGAUUGAAUAUUCUGUAGCGCAAAAUUGCUUCGAAAAUGGCUGGGGGAACAGGGAGAACUUUGUUCCUGUUAAUUCGUCAUCGAAUGCUCCUAUUACCCUGCAUUGGUGUGGGGAAAAAGUGGAGAGCACGAACCUUUGCGUCACUGUUUACAGUACAUCUGAAAGCAGCCCGACAUUGGAGUGGACAGAGUCGCCUUUAAAGAAAAAGAAGGGAUUGAAAACGAGCACGGAUGAUUCUGAAUCGUACGACUAUUAUGAUAGUGCAUCACUUAGUGAUGAUGAAGCUAUCUCCGUGGAUUCGAUUGCCUGCCCAGCAGUUGUCGAACCUGGAAGUUGUGUAAUAAACGACUCUGAAGCUGAUUGCAAAGGAACUAUCGACGGAUGUAAGGAUCCAGCGGUCGACUGCCCUUUGAUAAGAGUUGGACCGGUUGUCAUGAUUGCAUCAGCCACUAGCGGUUUUCUUUUGGUCGUUGGCAUUGUGAUAGUGAUUGUCGUACUUCUCGUGAAAAAGAGAAAAUCGUCAGCGAGACAUCCAGCAGAAAACCUCCCCACCAGUCUACCCACCUAUGCUCGAGCGAAGCAAAAGACUCGCGGCGGUGCAACUGGCUAUUCCUACAAUUGA